AUGGGCCGUCUGGCUUCAGUUGUUGCAAAACAGUUACUUUCGGGUCAGAAGGUCGUGGUAGUUCGUUGUGAAGAGAUAAAUGUCAGCGGAUCACUUUUUAGAAAUAAACUGAAAUACCAAAGAUUCCUGAGACUAAAGACCAAUACGAACCCAGCCCGCGGUCCAUUUCAUGUUAGAAGUCCUUCAAAGUUUUUCGCAAGGGUAGUCAGAGGUAUGCUUCCUCAUAAGACGAAGAGAGGAAAUACUGCUCUAAAACGCCUUAAAACCUAUGAAGGAGUUCCACCCAAAUACUCAAAAGUUAAAAAACAUGUCGUUACAUCAGCUUUGCGCUUCCUUAAACUUAGACCCGGUAGACGUUUUGCACGUUUAGGUGAUGUUUUAACCAAGGUUGGAUGGAAUUACGACGGCCUGGUUAAGAAGCUUGAAGAUCGUAGGAAGGAACGUACACAAGAGUAUUAUAAGGCAAAGACUCGUGAAAGAGAAAAGACCAGAAAGGCUAAAUUAGCCGCACUCGCCAAACUUCCUGAAGACUCAAGAGCACUUUUAACCGAACUUUCCGCAUAA
Messenger RNA from Theileria annulata, 564 nucleotides. RefSeq names its product 60S ribosomal protein L13, putative. Gene Ontology annotation, biological process: translation; negative regulation of translation. Bases 1 to 564 code for a protein of 187 amino acids. Gene Ontology annotation, cellular component: cytosolic large ribosomal subunit; ribosome. Lineage: Eukaryota; Apicomplexa; Aconoidasida; Piroplasmida; Theileriidae. Gene Ontology annotation, molecular function: structural constituent of ribosome; mRNA binding. The transcript has 3 exons. The record is from RefSeq and is a predicted model, not a curated record.